GUAAACGAGUCAGUACCUACUUAUUUAACGUAAGUACAUAAUAUACGUACGUUCGUCUAUGUAUGUAUGGCAUUAAUCAUAACAUGUACUAAUUAAGUCCAGAAACAAAAUGAAUUAAUUAAAUGGGUAAAGAGGAAAAUUUAUGUUAAAAACAUGUAUUAGUCAGUAAAUAAUGCAAUCGAACAGACGAGUGUUAUAGGAAGUAUGAUUUUUAUUGAAAAUAAAAAAAAUAUUGCAAAAUGUUUCGAACUGCAAUUAAAAAAAGGGAGGCAGAAAUGAUCAAACUGCUUAAUAGCCUUUCAAAUUGCACGCGUGAAGAAAAAGACCAGAGGAUUAAUUCCAUUCAACGGUUGUAUGCAUUAGAACUGUUCGACAUCAAACAAUAUACCUUAGCUAUGAAAGAAUUCAUUAAACUCAAGACAGACCCUGCUGACGUCAUCAAAUUAAUUCCUGAAUUGGAAUGUAAAAUAGGUGAUGAUAAAGAAAAAGUGAAGAAAGUGUCUGGUAAGGACCUUGAAAGCGCCUUAAAGGCCAUGAUAGUAUACUUGAAGGCGGUACAAAGUAAUUUAGGAAAAGACACCGGUCAAAAUGAAGCGACCAACGAAAGUCGGCAUCGAGAGCUGAUUGAAACUACACUGUUGAAGUGCUUCUUACAGGUGAAUUUUGAUGUUACAAAUCUAAUACAAACGAGUAACCACAUUUGUGUGGAUGAAGUAGACAAGAAACUGUUACAAUAUAAGAAAUACAGCGAAUUGGUCAUGUUGUAUCAAAAGUACGAACAGCACAUGAAAGCGCUUCAGCUGCUGAAAGAUCACGCGAAACAAACAGAUUCCAGCAUAGCUGGCUAUCAAAGAACGGUGAAUUAUUUGCAGCAACUUGGUGCUGAACACAUAAACUUAAUAUUCCAAUUCUCUGACUGGGUAUUGAAAGAUCAUCCCGAAGAAGGUUUGAAGAUAUUUACUGAAGAUAAAGUAGAAAUUGAGAAUUUGCCUCGUCCGAAGAUUUUCGACUUCCUGCAGGAAAAGCACGAGUCCCUUGUGAUCCCGUACCUGGAGCAUGUGAUCCACACGUGGAACGAUACGAACUCGUUGUUCCACGACGCACUCAUCAACAUGUACCGAGACAAGAUCACAGACAAGAAGGGGAACCUAACCGACACAGAGCUGCAGCACAUCAAGUCCAAACUUAUUGCGUUUCUGGAGAAAUCCGCGCAUUACACGCCCAAGGCAGUUCUUGCGCACUUUCCUGUUGAUAGCCUUUUCGAGGAAAGAGCCAUCAUUUAUGGAAAAUUAGGACGCCAUGAGCAGGCACUCGCUAUUUACGUACUUAUAUUAGGGGAUGUAGAUAAAGCAGUGCGCUACUGUGAAAAUUAUAGUACAAAUCUAAGAAACAAAGGCCAAGACGUUUAUGUCAUACUGAUGCGUUUCCUCAUUAACCCUGAAGAAGAGAGUGCGCGCGAAAGGGUCAGUAACCUCUUAGCCAAUGCGACGAGACACCCGAAGACCGCUGUUCCCAACAUAGAGAGGGCACUCGAUAUAUUGGAGGAUCAUGUUGAUGAAAUAUCAUCACCCUUGGGUGUCCUAUCUGUGUUGCCUGACUCGGUACCUCUGUGUCGUUUGAAGAAAAUAUUAGAGAAUAUUCUGGAGAGUCAGUUCGCUUUGGCCCGUCGGGUGCAGAUUGUUCAAGGGUUGUCACAGGCUGAACAUGAACAGAUAGAAGAUAUGAAGCAGUACUGCGUGUCACAGGGCUCGCUGGUCACAGACGGCGACGCAUGUCCUGUGUGUAAGAAGCACUUUGCUAACCAAACCGCCCUAGUCAGAUACCCUAACGGGGUUAUAACCCAUUUUCAUUGUAAACUUAGAUAAGUCACCUAGUUUAUAGAAAAGUAUGUAGUUACGAGUAUUGUCAUGUAACAAUGGUGUCGUAAAUUAAUUGUCUUGUACAAAUUGUUCACGUAACUGUUGGUUGAGGUAACUCGACUAAUUUCAAGCCACGCUUGGGGCCCAUAGCCAUAUAUAUCAUAAAUUUAAUGUCUCCCGAUAGUUUUAAUACGAUAGUGUAGUGUUAUG
Messenger RNA from Spodoptera frugiperda (fall armyworm), 2069 nucleotides. RefSeq names its product vam6/Vps39-like protein. NCBI's taxonomy places the organism in Eukaryota, Metazoa, Arthropoda, Insecta, Lepidoptera, Noctuidae. Gene Ontology annotation, biological process: endosomal vesicle fusion; autophagy; vesicle-mediated transport. The record is from RefSeq and is a predicted model, not a curated record. Bases 240 to 1865 code for a protein of 541 amino acids. The transcript is spliced from 7 exons. Gene Ontology annotation, cellular component: membrane; cytoplasm.